AUGGAUGGUGCUACUGAAAAUUGUGCUUUGAAUGCGAAUGAUCCUACUGUACCUUCUAAUCAAAAUGGUAAUGGCAAUAAUAAUGGUAAUGCUACUGCUACUGCUACUGCUACUGCUAAUGGUUCUGGGAAUGAUGCGUUGAAUAAUGGAAAUGAAAAUGUUGAAAUAAUUCUGGAUGAAGAUCGUAAAUUGACUUCUGAUGUCUGGCCACAUUUUGUGAGGGUGAAGUUUAAUGUGGAGAUUAAAGCCAAGUGUAAAUACUGUCGAAAACGUUUAGGUGGUGAUACUAGUAAUGGAACCUCCCACCUGAGGAACCAUUACAAAACUUUCACCCAAAUAAAGAUACAUGAUGGUAGGCAGAGAGUUCUUGGUCCUGAUUAUAAACCAACUGGAAAAUCCCUCCUAUCUGCUACUCAAUUCAAUUCUGAUAUGUCUAGGAAGGAAUUGUGCUCUAUGAUUAUGGUGCAUGAGUAUCCCCUGAACAUUGUUGAACACUUGGGGUUUAAACGUUUCUGUUGUUCUUUGCAACCCCAGUUCACUGUCCCUUGUAGAAAUACAGUGAAGAGGGACAUAUUUGCUUUAUACGGGGUUGAAAUGGCAAAGCUUCAGAAGGUUUUAGAUGGUAAUAUUGGUAGAGUUGCAGUCACAACUGAUAUGUGGACUGCAACUAACCAAAAGAUGGGGUAUAUGGCGGUUACUGGGCAUUUUAUUGACAAUUCUUGGAAACUUAAAAACAUGAUGUUGAGCUUUGUCUAUGUCCCUGCCCCUCAUACUAGUUAG
Linum tenue is the source of this 780-nucleotide messenger RNA. Lineage: Eukaryota; Viridiplantae; Streptophyta; Magnoliopsida; Malpighiales; Linaceae. The record is from the annotation of a GenBank genome assembly.